AGCGGAGGAUUAUACGGUGGCUUACCUCCCACUCACAAUGAGGCGGGUUCCCAGUCGCACGGCGUCCAUGGGACAGCACUCAUUGGUGGUCUGCCAAUGCCCUACCCCAAUCUUGCCCCAGAUGAGGACUUGACUCCUGUCGAGCCCUCAACAGUUAACAUGAACCCAGCUCCAAACCCUGCUGUCUUUAAUCCCGAAGCUGUGAAUGAACCCAAGAAGAAGAAGUAUGCCAAGGAGGCAUGGCCGGGCAAGAAGCCAACCCCUUCCCUGCUGAUCUGA
Molecule: messenger RNA, 279 nt
Organism: Tauraco erythrolophus (red-crested turaco)
Lineage: Eukaryota; Metazoa; Chordata; Aves; Musophagiformes; Musophagidae
Source: RefSeq, a predicted model, not a curated record